GGAUUAGAAAAAUGCCUAUUGCACCAACUCAAUCGUCUCCAAUGGAUCGUGUCUACAGACGCAUUGAUUUUGAGCAACUGAAAAUGCCAAUUGGAUUUAUUCGGCUUCUUGAAGCGGUGUUCUGUCUAAUUGUCUUUGCUGCUUUUCACGGCUGGCAAUUCGACCUUGAUAUUAAAUGUGGCCCUCCAACGGCAAAAAAUCAAACAGAAAGAGCAACUUAUGAAUAUCAUUCUCUUGAUAUUAGUGGCUAUAAAGUCCAUCGAUGUAAUGAUUCGGAUACUGAAGUUUUUCUGUUUAAGGAUGACUUUGGCUCUGGAACUGAUUUCUACUCAUAUCUAAUUCCAUUAUCUUUAUUCUUGACAACCGGUAUGUUGCUCUUCUACAUUUUCUCCUAUGGAGUUUAUGCAAGUGAUGACAGAUUACCCAUUCUUGAUUUAACGGUAACUGCUCUUUUGGCUGUUUUUUGGAUGUUUGGGACUCUAUUCUUUUCAAUUUCUGCACGCAGAAUUGAAGAAGCUACAAAACCCGAAAAUGUAAAUGCAACACUUGCGGCAAUAGAUAUUUGUGGGGGCAGAAAAUGUGAAUAUACUUCUUAUUCAGUUCACGCAACUUUGGCGAUUGCUUCGCUUGCUGGUGUUGGUCUUUUUAUUCUUUUUACUGGAAACAUCUGGUAUAUUUACAAAGAAACUCCAUACUUUCGAAAUCGCCAAUCAAGACGUAAUUUGCACCACAAUAAUUUGCCGGCGGCAGAGCCCUAUACUUUGGAAUGAAGGUGGAAAAAUAAAAACUGGUUAGAUAAGUAUUUAUUUUAAAUAAAAAACUUUUACUUUUGGACUACUCUGUUCAUCUACUUAAUUUUAAAAUUAGAGAUUGGAGGGAUAAACCAUAAAAAAUUCUUUUUGAGAUGUUCAAGGGAAUGCUUGCUUUUUCGACUUAUUUCCGUGUGAAAAUCUAAUUUGAUUGCUAAAUUAAUCGGCUCACUGUAGAUUCGUCCAACCUGCAUUGCCCCUCUUAGAUUCGCCUCCCUGACCAAAAACUCUGGAUUCGUCCCACCUAAAAAUUCGUCUCAUCUAAAAAUGUCCAACAGAGUCAAGAAUCUCGGCAGCUGGCACAUUUGACAUGUUCGGCAAAUGAGUAUUUUUACUCUGUGGACAUUUUAAGAUGGGAGGAAUUUUAGGUGGGACUAUCCAUGGGUUUUUGUUCAUUGGGACGAAUGCAAGCGCAGCUACAUAAAUUUGUUUUGGGGUGUAUGAUCU
Molecule: messenger RNA, 1256 nt
Organism: Meloidogyne enterolobii
Lineage: Eukaryota; Metazoa; Nematoda; Chromadorea; Rhabditida; Meloidogynidae
Source: the annotation of a GenBank genome assembly